Molecule: messenger RNA, 2845 nt
Organism: Larimichthys crocea (large yellow croaker)
Lineage: Eukaryota; Metazoa; Chordata; Actinopteri; Sciaenidae
Product: X-ray repair complementing defective repair in Chinese hamster cells 5
Exons: 21
Coding region: 197-2380 (727 amino acids)
Biological process (GO): double-strand break repair via nonhomologous end joining; DNA recombination; telomere maintenance
Cellular component (GO): Ku70:Ku80 complex; nucleus
Molecular function (GO): damaged DNA binding; double-stranded DNA binding; DNA helicase activity
Source: RefSeq, a predicted model, not a curated record
AAUACCACGAAUGACAGCAGCACAGCUUGAUACAGGUUCAUUAGUAUGAACAUAAACUGUCUAUGGGUUGAACCACUGACAGUAUGAGGAAGGUUUAAACAGCUGAUAUGCUGUACGAGAACGGAACGAUUAUCGCAGUUUCUCUCCGGAGUCAUAACAGAGUGACACACGGUCACUGGAAGAGGGAAAGGAGAAGAUGGCAGGGUCCAGAUCAGCGUUGGUUUUGUGCAUGGAUGUUGGAUUCUCCAUGUCCAACUCUGCCCCGGAUGAAGAUCCUCCCUUUGACCUCGCUAAACAAGUCAUCCAGAAGUUUGUCCAGCGGCAGGUUUUUGCAGAGACCAAGGAUGAACUGGCUUUAGUUCUGUUUGGCACAGACUCCACCAAAAACCCACUGAACCAGAAUGGGCAGUACCAGAACAUCACAGUGCAUCGUAACCUCAUGGUACCUGACUUUGAGCUUCUGGAGGAAAUAGAGAAUCAGGUCCAUCCAGAGAGCCAGCAGUCUGAUUGGAUGGAUGCUCUUGUCGUCUGCAUGGAUCUCAUUCAGACACAAACAAAGGGGAAGAAGUAUGAUCGUCUCAACAUUGCCCUCCUGACUGACCUCAGCACUCAGACCAACACAGAUCAACUGGAUGUUAUUCUCGAAAACUUGAAACAAGCCGGAAUCACCCUGCAGUUUUUUUUGCCUUUCCCUGCAGAGGAAGAUGAAGAGGGUGGAGGAGAUGCGGACAGAAGAGGCCCUGGUCACCCGGGCACUGGAAAGGGCCUGUCCAGUGAACAGAAGGAUGGCCUGGACGUGGUGAAACACGUCAUGCUGACCCUGGAUGAAGAGGACGGCCUGGAUCAAAUUUACACCUUCAGGAAUGCGAUUGAGCAGCUGUGCAUGUUCAAGCGCGUCGAGCGCAGACCCGUGGCUUGGCCCUGUCAGCUGACCAUCGGCAGCUGUCUGUCCAUCCGUAUCGUUGGCUACAAAGCGGUGACAGAAGAGAAACUGAAAAAAACGUGGAUUACAGUUGACGCUCAGACCAGCCAGAGAGAAGACGUGAAGAGAGAGACUGUCUACUGUCUGGAUGAUGACAACGAGACAGAGGUGCAGAAGGACGAUACCAUCCAAGGUUUCCGUUACGGAAGUGAUAUCGUUCCCUUCUCCAAAGUUGAUCAAGACCAGAUGAAAUACACGCACGAUGGGAAGUGCUUUGCUGUUCUCGGCUUCACCAAACAGAGCCUGGUACGUCGCAAUCUGUUCAUGGGGAAUCAAGUCGUCAAGAUUUUUGCUGCCAAGGAUGAUGAGCACGCAGCAGUUGCACUGUCCGCUUUGAUCCGAGCGCUAGAUGAACUCCAGAUGGUUGCCAUUGUACGUUACGCCUAUGAUCGACGCAGCAACCCUCAAGUAGGAGCUGCUUUCCCGUACAUCAAAAAGGACUACGAGUGUCUGAUAUAUAUCCAGCUGCCUUUCAUGGAGGAUCUCAGAAGUUUUACAUUUCCCUCUCUUGAAAACAACAAAAGGUUCACGCCGUCAGACACCCAGCUGUCUGCUGUGGACUCUCUCAUUGACUCCAUGAUGUUGGUAGAGGAGGAUGAGGAUGAAAAUGCAGAACAAAAGGACAUGUUUGAGGUCCACCACAUUCCCAACCCUGCCUUCCAGAGGCACUUCCAGUGUCUGCAUCAUCGGGCCGUAAACCCCGGCACCCCUCUACCCCCCAUGGAGUCGUGGCUGAAGGCCGCUCUUGAGCGCCCUGAUGUCAUUAAUGAACGGUGCCAGGCUCCACUGGAGGAGAUGAAGAGAAAGUUUCCUCUCACGGAAGUGGAGAAGAAAAAGAAGCCGAAGACAAGCGCUCAGAUUUUUGGCAAAGACUCUGAGGAGCCAGAUGCCAAGAAGGCAAAAGGAGACGAAGAAGACGAGGGUUAUAGCCUGGCUGACAUUGCUGAAGGUUCUGUUACUUCGGUGGGAAGCGUGGAUCCAGCCCGAGACUUCGGUAUUCUGAUCAAGAUGAAGAGUCUUCCAUUCGGAGAAGUCUGUCAGCAACUGACUCACAGGAUAGAGCAGUUGCUUAGCAACAAGAGCACACAGUACUACAUGAAAAGCAUCACCUGCAUCCAGGCUUUUAGAGAGCAGUCUGUUAAGCUGGGGAAUGCUGAUCUGUACAACAGCUACCUCCAGUCCCUAAAAAGAAGCAUCCCAAACAGACGGCUGGAGGUUUUCUGGGACCUGCUUGUUCAAGAUGCCAUAACUCUGAUCAGUAAGGACGAGGUUGAAGGAAGCACUGUAUCCAAAAACGAUGCAUAUCAGUUUCUAGCUGCCGAAGAGAAGAAGGAGGAGGCAUCCGCACCACCGGCUGAAGAUACUGGCGAUGUUGACGACCUGCUGGACAUGAUGUAAGAAGGGAAGCAAUGGGUGUGUUUGCAGUGGACAUGCAGAGAAGUAAUAAGAAUGCAAUCAUUCAGUCCAGCCAGACCAAACCAAAUCAGCCGUCCAUUGUUCUGCCUCCCACUUGGAGACCCCAGAUACUUGCAACUGGUGAUACUGAGUAACUGCAUGCAGACAGAACAGAAUGAUGUUUAAGCUAAUGUUUACUACAUGAAGAUGACCAUUUUCUACAGAUUUGAAAGCUUUUGUUGCUACUGUACGUUGAAGGCUUUAGAUGUUUUUGUAUGAAAUGUCACUGUAAUUUCAUGUUAUAAUUUGACAUGGUUUUCUUAAGUAAUGUUGGAUGCAGCGACUGCUCUAAAUCGCUAGAUACAUGUGCACUAGAAACCCUUUACACUUUACAGAAGACAGCACUGCGGUGUCCGACAAAGUGCAGGUUUAUUCUCUGAAAUCAGUAAAGCUAACGUGGAUCAAAAA